Messenger RNA from Onychostoma macrolepis, 1744 nucleotides. RefSeq names its product coiled-coil domain-containing protein 42 like-2-like. Bases 262 to 1215 code for a protein of 317 amino acids. The transcript has 7 exons. NCBI's taxonomy places the organism in Eukaryota, Metazoa, Chordata, Actinopteri, Cypriniformes, Cyprinidae. The record is from RefSeq and is a predicted model, not a curated record.
UUGCAGAUUUGGUGUGUGGUUCUGGUGUUUGUGAGUCAGGUUUCAGAAAUUGUGUUACAAGUAAAGAUUUUGUGUGUAAGCAGUUGGAAAAAAAAUCUAGGCUAAUAUCAACUAAUAAAAUUAUUCACUCAGCAACAUUAUGUUAGCACCAGCAAAAUUGAUCAUAAACACCACAACAAACGGAACGGUCAUUUUUGGGCAUUUUUUAAACGUUUUAAAACACUCGCAGAAAGUUUGUCCACGGUGUGCGGAGCUAAAAAGAUGAAUUUCAAUGCGGAGGAUCACUAUCGGUCGGCUUUUAAAGAACGACUCUCAUCAGGUAUAAAGGAUUUGGAGAAGGAUUCGGCGAAUAUGAGGACAAGCGCGAUGCUACUUGCGGAGGCGCGCGAGGAGAACGAGAUAGUGAACAGAGCACUGGAAGAUCAGGAAAAGGAGUUGCAGAUAAGGCGGGAGCGUUUGAGAGAAAGAGCGGAAAAUGUGAAAAAAGAAGAGGAGAAACUCAGGCAGUACAAACUGGAUACUGCUAAGGAGCUGCAAGAAAAUGAGGCCAGACGGUUACGUGCCAUACAAAAGAGAAAGGAAGAGGAAGCUAAAAUCAAAGAGAAAGAAGAGAACAUUAAGAAACUAAUGACACAGUAUGAAGCCCUGCUGGCAGAUAAAGAGCAACUGGACCAGCGUAAACUACUGGCCAAACUCCACCAGGAGAGCACUGCAAAGAUGCAUGGAAAGUUUGAGAACACCGGUCGACACCGUGACUGUCAUGGAGCGCAGUCCAUCAGAAAGGAAAUUCUAGAAAGACAAGCUAAUGAGAAAAAGGCAGAGCACAAAAAGCUGGAACUGAUGAAGGACAUAAAGGAACAGCAAACUCGUCUCCUGCACUACACCAAACAACUGCAGCAGCAACAGACAGAGCUCGACAACAUACGCUCAGAAACACACAAAUGGGAACUGAAACGGGAGGAAUUGCGUUCUACUGCAGAAAGAGAGGAGCUCCAGCACGCUCAGAUAAAGGUCAGGAUUCGUUCCAUUUAUCAAAUAAUCGCACCUUACUGGAGAGAGUCUGUGGAUAUUGAGGACCCCUUCAAGCAGCUGCAACUGAUUCGGAAACAUUUUCAGCUUGUGAGAGCUAUAGCUGAAGAUCGAAAUGUUAUGACGACGCCGUCAGGUGGAACUGAAGAGGACGACAGACAGCAGAGAUUAAGAUCCAAGCUCUGAAGAUGUAUGCAAAAACAGCCAGAUGCGCCUAAACUAAAUAUAAAUCAUCAUCUGACCACCCUUUUGACAAUAUUGUGCACUGUGAUGGGAAGAUUAAUUGAUUAUUAAUUUAUUUUAUUAUUUUUUGUCUUAAUUUGUUAUAAAGGAUUGACUAAUUAAAACUGUUAUUGGUUUGAGAAGUGCAUAAUACAUACAUACAUAUAUUAAAAUAUAAUAAAUAAUUUAAGUAAUAAUAAAAAUAAAUAAUUAAAACAACAUUUGCAUAGUAAUUUCUUUCAGCAUGAAUUAACAAAGUCACAUGGUGUAAUGUAUAAGAUAAUAACACUUUCCUCACCUUCAAUAAAUGUCUGUUCAAUCUUAGGCUAAUCGUUUUCAAACAAAAAUAAAAUAAUUUUCAUUUUCUUUUUUUCAUGGUAAAAAUGCUCAUUUUUAAGAACCAUAACAGUCAAGCAGUUGAGAUUUGUACAGUAUAUCGCUUAAUAUGCUCAUGUCACAAUAAGUACUGCAAUGACCUGCACAUCUUAAAGAC